AGAUGUCUCCACGGAGCGAAGUGCUCGCCGUCGUCGAACUUCCUCGACUUCGCGUGCACAUGCACGGUCGGUUACACGGGCAGGCUCUGCGACGAGGACGUCGACGAAUGCGUGAUGACAUCUCCGUGCAGAAACGGUGCCACUUGCCGGAACACCAACGGCUCUUACCACUGCGUGUGCGCGAAGGGCUACGAGGGCCGUGAUUGCAUCAUCAAUACCGAUGACUGUGCAUCAUUUCCCUGUCAAAACGGCGGCACCUGCCUGGACGGCAUCGGCGAUUACACGUGCCUCUGCGUGGACGGCUUCAGCGGCAAGCACUGCGAGAUCGACAUCGACGAGUGUCUGUCGCAACCCUGUCAGAACGGAGCGAUCUGCAAGGAGUACGUCAACUCCUACACGUGCCAGUGCCGGCGCGGCUUCUCCGGCAUCAAUUGCCAGACCAACGACGAGGACUGCACCGACAGUAGCUGCAUGAACGGCGGUACAUGCAUCGACGGCAUCAACAACUAUACUUGCGUCUGUAAGCACGGCUACACCGGAUCCAACUGUCAGUACCGGAUCAACGAGUGCGACAGCUCGCCCUGUCAGAAUGGCGCCACCUGUCACGACCACGUGCAGUAUUACUCGUGUCACUGCCCGUACGGCUACACCGGGACGCACUGCGACACCUACGUGGACUGGUGCGCCGAUAAUCCCUGCGAGAAUCAGGCGACCUGCGUGCAGACGAAGAACAAAUAUCACUGCAACUGCUCCCCAGGAUGGACCGGCAAGGUUUGCGACGUCGAGAUGGUCUCGUGCAAGGACGCGGCGAUACGGAAGAACGUGCCGGAGAAGAGUCUCUGCAACAACGGCACCUGCGAGGACAUAGGCAACAGUCAUCGUUGCCACUGUCUGGAGGGUUACACCGGCUCUUACUGCCAGGAGGAGAUCGACGAGUGCGACUCGGCGCCCUGUCAGAACGGAGCAACCUGCAAGGACCUCGUCGGCUCGUAUCAGUGCCAGUGCACGAAGGGCUUCCAGGGUCAGAACUGCGAGCUGAACGUUGACGACUGUCAGCCGAAUCCCUGCCAGAAUGGCGGCACCUGUCACGAUCAGGUGAACACCUUCGGCUGUUCCUGCCCGCCCGGCACUCUCGGCUUCAUCUGCGAGAUCAACGUCGACGACUGCACGUCAGGCGCCUGUCACAACAACGGCACGUGCACCGACAAGGUCGGCGGCUUCGAGUGCAAGUGCCCGCCCGGUUUCGUCGGGCCGAGAUGCGAGGGCGAUAUCAACGAGUGCCUGUCGAAUCCAUGCACCACCUCCGGCACCCAGGACUGCGUCCAGCUGAUCAACAACUAUCACUGCAACUGCAAGCCCGGUUACAUGGGUCGUCACUGCGAGGUCAAGGUCAACUUCUGCGACAGCUCGCCUUGUCAGAACGGCGGUGUGUGCACGGCCAAGCAGGACAGACACGCGUGUACGUGUCCUCCCGAUUAUCACGGUACCAAUUGCGAGUUUGCCGGAUCCUAUUGCGACCAGGAACCCUGUCAAAACGGCGGCACGUGUCGCGCGACCGAGACUGGUUUUCGGUGCUAUUACCCCGGCACGAUGGGGACGCACUGCGAAUUCGACGGCCGGGACGAAUGCAAGAGUAACCCGUGUCAGCAGGACGCCCCUUGCGUCAACAAGAUCGACGACUACGCCUGCGACUGUCCGCCGAAGUGGUUCGGCAAGAACUGCGAGAUCUACAGUCCGAAUUAUCCCGGUGGGGUGUUCGGCAGCAGGUCCAACGUCAACGUGCCGAAGAUCGUGGACGCGUACGAUUACAAUACCGAACGCGAGCGGAGGAAGUGUACGGAGAACCGCUGCAAGCAGAAGGCCAGGAAUAAUGUCUGCGACGAGGAGUGCAACACCCACGCGUGCAACUUCGACGGAGAGGAUUGCUCGCUCGGGAUCAAUCCCUGGCGCAAUUGCUCCGCGCCCAUCAGAUGCUGGGACGUAUUCAUGAACGGCGUCUGCGACGAGGUCUGCAACAAUGCCCAGUGUCUCUUCGACGGUAGAGACUGCGGGCCAAAGGUCGCUCCUUGCAAUCCGGUUUACGACGCCUACUGCAAGAAACAUUACGCGAACGGCCAUUGCGAUUACGGCUGCAACAACGAAGAGUGUAACUGGGAUGGCCUGGACUGUGACAGGGAACCACCGUCGUUGGCGAAAGGUGCCAUGUUUAUGCUGAGGAUGGACGCAGACACCCUCCGCAAGAAUAUCGUGUCCUUCUUACGGGAAAUCGGGAAUCAACUGAGAACGACGACACGCGUGAAGUAUGACGAACUGGGCCAAGCUAUGAUAUACCCUGUGAGCAGUGACAGGGAAGUCGAUAUGCAAGCCAUCGCCAAAAUCUUCGGCCGGUCGGCAAUGAUGUUGGAAACGUUUUCUGGAAAGGGCGUAAUCAUCUUUUUGGAGCUCGAUAACCGUAAAUGCUUUCCGACUGCCGCCACUCUCAAUACUUCCCAACGGGAAGUCACAGGAUGCUUCCCAUCGGCCAACGAGGCGGCCGAUUUCCUGGCCGCCACUGCGUCGAAGCACACCCUGCUGGGAAACUUCCCCAUUGAGCAGGUACGCGGUGUAGUGAUGCCCCAGAGUCCGGCGUAUUCCGACAGCGCGACCAAUUACAAAUACGUCUUCAUCGGGGUGGUUAUCGUGGUACUGGCCGCGUUGCUGAUGGGCGUGCUGGUGACCGCGCAGCGGAAACGCGCCGUGGGAGUCACCUGGUUCCCCGAGGGCUUCCUGAGGACCAACAGUGGCAGCGGUCAACGGCGCCGCUCGCGUCGACGCGGUCCGGACGGCCAGGAGAUGCGGAAUCUCAACAAGCAGCCGUCGGUGAACUGCAUGGACCUGGACGUGGUGAGCGGUCGGGUCCAGUCCCAGUGGUCCGACGACGAGUCGGAUUUGCCGCCGUCGAAGCGGAUGCGCGCGAUCGAACCGGGUUACGCCAGCGAUCACACCGCCAUCACCGACUACGAAGAGACCGAGCCGCGCAUGUGGACGCAACAGCAUCUGGACGCGGCGGAGAUCUGUCGGCCGGACGCGGCUGGCGUCCUGACACCUCCCAGUUUGGAACACGGCCAGGACGUGAACGCGCGCGGCCCGUGCGGCAUGACGCCGCUGAUGGUGGCGGCGAUGCGUGGCGGCGGCUUGGACACCGGCGAAGAGGAGGACGAGAGCGACGGUGCCGCGGCGAAGAUCGCCGACCUGGUCGCUCAGGGCGCGGACCUGAACGCGAAGACCACGGACAAGAGCGGCGAGACGUCGCUGCACCUGGCAGCGCGUUACGCCAGGUCGGACGCGACCAAGAGACUCCUGGACGCCGGUGCCGACGCGAAUUCCCAGGACAACACCGGACGUACUCCGCUGCAUUCGUCGGUCGCGGCCGACGCCAUGGGCGUUUUCCAAAUUCUCUUGCGCAAUCGGGCGACGAAUCUGAACGCGCGCAUGCACGACGGGACGACGCCACUGAUACUGGCAGCUCGUCUGGCUACCGAGCGCAUGGUUGAGGAUCUCAUCAACGCCGACGCGGAUAUCAACGCCGCGGAUAACAGCGGCAAGACCGCGCUGCACUGGGCGGCCGCGGUGAAUAACGUCGACGCCGUGAAUAUACUGUUGGUGCACGGCGCGAACAGAGACGCCCAGGACGACAAGGACGAGACCCCGUUGUUCCUCGCCGCACGCGAGGGCAGCUUCGAGGCGUGCAAAGCCCUCUUGGACACGUUCGCCAACCGGGAGAUCACCGAUCACAUGGACCGACUGCCGCGUGACGUCGCCAGCGAGAGACUGCAUCACGAUAUCGUCAGACUACUCGACGAACACGUGCCCAGGUCGCCGCAGAUGGUUACGGUCAUUCCGAAUGGUCCUCUCAUGGGCUCCCCGAAUCAUCCUCAAUUAAUCACGCAUCCCACGGUGAUCGGUUCGGCGCCGAAGCAGAGCAAGUCGAAGAAGCGGCCGAAGGCGGGCGGAGUGGGCAACCCAAACAGCCCGGAGUCGGAAGGCGGCGCGGUGAUGGUGAGACGAAAGCCAUCGGUGAAGAAGCCGCCGGCGAAACGUGGCGCCCAGCCGCCGCACCAGGAGAUCCCGCAAGGAGCCGAGGGCGCAGACGGCAACCUGCCGACGAGUCCGUACGACAGCGCGAGUCUGUACAGUAACGCGUUACCCCUGGUGGCGCAUACCACGACGGCGAAGCAACCACCGCCUUACGAGGACUGCAUCAAGGGCCAGUCGAUGCAGGGUCUGCAGCAACUCGGCCUGGACACCUUCAAUUACGGGCUGCCGUUUCACGACCAGCUCCUAGCGCCGCAUCAGCGGCAGCAACAGGGUAUGGUGAACACCUUGUCGCCCCCGUACAGCAACCAAUCGCCUCCACAUUCGGUGCAGUCCAACAUGACUCUCUCCCCGCAAGCCAGCUACAUGGGCUCGCCCUCGCCGGCGAAGAGUCGGCCGUCGUUACCCACCUCACCCACCCAUAUCGCCGCGAUGAGGCAGGCGACGCAUCAGAAGCACGGCAGCAUGCCGCCGGUGGGCUUCGAUUUCGACACUUUGCCCUACGCGAGUCAGGCGCAGCAGCAGCAGCAACAGCAGCAGCAGCAGCAACAACAACAGCAACAGCAGAUGCAGCAGACGCAGCAACAGGUCCAGCAGCAGUCUCAGCAGCCGCAGCAGCAGCAGCAACUCUACUACUUGACGCCGCCGUCCCAUCAUUCCGGACCCGAUGUCACGCCCCAGCAUCUCAUGCAGGCCCCGGAGAGCUUUCCCACGCCGUCACCGGACAGUCCGGGUCACUGGUCCUCCAGCUCGCCGCACUCCAACAGCGACUGGUCCGAGUGCAUAGCCUCGCCCACGAACGCCUACGGCGCCGGCGGCGGCGCUCACCAAAGCAACAAGGGCUCCGAGGCGAUCUACAUAUGAGACUGGUGUAACGGUGCUCUCCUCCUCGCGCGAGCGAAUGGUGGGAGAGGGACGAGAAGAGAUUAGGUAUACGAACUGUGAUUAUCAGCUCGUCGAAUUUCGAGCGUCUCUCUAUAUACAAGUGUCGAGACAUGGACGACCGAUAAGAUACAUUGAUAAGGACUCUUUUUUUUCUAGGGCCGUAAUUAAAUUAUAGUGGCAAGAAGGUAUUUUUCUUCAUGUUCGUUUGUGUUUCUGUGAAGAGCUACCACGACGCUCGCGCCACAAUUAAUUAUUAUUAUUAUUAUUAUUAUUAUUGUAUGUAUAUUGAUACGUAUCAAUGCUAAGUUGAAUGAAAGAUCGUUUGUUAACGAUUAUUAUCAAUGCUGUGCUUAUUAAAUGAUUCUAAAAUUAGAUAAAGAUGAGAUAAAAGUAAUUCAUCUUAGGUAAAAUGAUGAAUUUUGUUUUAAAUAUAUCUAGAUAAAGUUAUA
Molecule: messenger RNA, 5408 nt
Organism: Nylanderia fulva
Lineage: Eukaryota; Metazoa; Arthropoda; Insecta; Hymenoptera; Formicidae
Source: RefSeq, a predicted model, not a curated record